Messenger RNA from Tremella mesenterica DSM 1558, 696 nucleotides. RefSeq lists its product as uncharacterized. The record is from RefSeq and is a predicted model, not a curated record. NCBI's taxonomy places the organism in Eukaryota, Fungi, Basidiomycota, Tremellomycetes, Tremellales, Tremellaceae. The transcript is spliced from 12 exons. Bases 1 to 696 code for a protein of 231 amino acids.
AUGGGCCAAAGGUUGAUUCCUUUUGAGACAGUCUCAGAAUGGGCCAAAGGUUCAUUCCUUUUGGGACAGUCUCAGAAUGGGCCAAACCCUGAGUUCCCUCAGUCACGAGUGGUAACACGCACCUGGGCUUAUUCAAAUUUCAAUAGUACAUGGAUUUCGAAACCAAUUAGAAUCGACACGGCUGAACGUACAGGGUUCAUUCCUUUUGGGACAGUCUCAGAAUGGGCCACAGGUUCAUUCCUUUUGGGACAGUCUCAGAAUGGGCCAAACCCUGAGAUCCCUCAGUCACGAGUGGUAACACGUACCUGCGCUUAUUCAAAUUUCAAUAGUGCAUGGAUUACGAAAUCAAUUAGAAUCGACACGGCUGAACGUACAGGGUUCAUUCCUUUUGAGACAGUCUCAGAAUGGGCCAAAGGUUCAUUCCUUUUGAGACAGUCUCAGAAUGGGCCAAAAAUCGACACGGCUGAACGUACAGGGUUGAUUCCUUUUGAGACAGUCUCAGAAUGGGCCAAAGUAGGGUUGAUUCCUUUUGAGACAGUCUCAGAAUGGGCCAAAGUAGGGUUGAUUCCUUUUGAGACAGUCUCAGAAUGGGCCAAAGGUUCAUUCCUUUUGAGACAGUCUCAGAAUGGGCCAAAGGUUGAUUCCCUUUUGAGACAGUCUCAGAAUGCCUCUGAAAAGCCCUUAAAUCAGUUCUGA